Didymodactylos carnosus is the source of this 690-nucleotide messenger RNA. Lineage: Eukaryota; Metazoa; Rotifera; Eurotatoria; Philodinida; Philodinidae. The record is from the annotation of a GenBank genome assembly.
AUGCUUAUCAAUUCAGGCGCUUCAUUAACAUUAAUUAAAUCAAAUUUAUUUCAUCUACCAUAUUACAUUCGUCAAAGUGCUCGAUAUCCUUCAUCAAAAUUUCAGAUACAUCUUGCGGAUAAAUCUUGUUUAUACGUACAGAAAUCUCUCCUACUUCCAAUCACGAUUGCGAAUCGAACCAAAAAACAUAUAGUUUAUGUGGUACCAAAAUUAUGGCGACCAUGCAUUAUUGGCAACGAUUUUAUUCAAAGGCACAACCUCCAAAUAGAUGGCGGACAUCAACGAAUAUAUUUUAAAGAGUUAGUCGUGAAAAACCCGAUAACACCAAAUCUUGAUCCAAUCCGAGAAAAGGAAGAAGAAUAUGUCUUAUUGGCAAGUGAACGUAUUAAAAUACCAUCUUACCAUGCUGUCAAUAUUCAAGUACAACCAGAUAAAGAAGUCGUUAGCACAGAGGAAGAGCCAUCAGAAUAUGAAGUAACAACGAUAAAACUCACACCAUGUGUGGCAAAUGGAGUUAUUAAACCACAAAAGUCAAUGAAUGUUCAAGUGGCGAACUUAACAAAGAAGACAAUUAUUAUCCACCCAGGUCAAGCACUAGCUUCGAUGACACGUCUUAACGAAGCACAAUCAAAUGUGUUACAUCAAAUAGAAAAGACGCAACAAGAGGGAACGUCUAGUAACAGAGAAUGA